Molecule: messenger RNA, 951 nt
Organism: Fonsecaea pedrosoi CBS 271.37
Lineage: Eukaryota; Fungi; Ascomycota; Eurotiomycetes; Chaetothyriales; Herpotrichiellaceae
Product: S-methyl-5'-thioadenosine phosphorylase
Exons: 4
Coding region: 1-951 (316 amino acids)
Biological process (GO): nucleoside metabolic process
Cellular component (GO): cytosol
Molecular function (GO): S-methyl-5-thioadenosine phosphorylase activity
Source: RefSeq, a predicted model, not a curated record
AUGGAGGUCAAAAUCGACCAGGAACAUAUACCGACCUCAUAUCCAGGUCCCGUCCACAUCGCGGUCAUAGGCGGCACCGGGCUCGAACAUCUGCCUGAUUUCCAGAAAGCCGCCGUCCUCACCGUCAACACGCCCUGGGGCACGCCCUCGUCGCCCAUCACCAUCCUCGAGCACCCGUCGCCGACCACCGGCAACCCAAUCCCUAUCGCCUUCCUGGCCCGCCAUGGCCCACAUCACGCACUGGCGCCUCACGAAGUCCCCUCGCGCGCAAACAUCGCCGCCCUGCGCCACAUCGGCGUGAGAUGCAUCAUCGCCUUUUCCGCCGCGGGCAGUCUGGCCGAGGAGGUCAAGCCGAGGGAUUUCGUCGUCCCGACCCAGGUCAUUGAUCGGACCAAGGGGGUCAGGCCCUGGACGUUCUUCGAGGACGGUGUCGUUUGUCACAUCCCUUUUGCGGAUCCGUUCGAUGCAAAGGUUGGGGAUGUGGUGAGACGGUGCGGCCACAGCUUGGAGGGCGAUGGAGUCGUGUUGCACGAUUCCGGCACCUUGAUUGUCAUGGAGGGACCACAGUUUAGCACUCGCGCCGAGUCGAACUUGUACCGUUCGUGGGGUGGCACGGUCAUCAAUAUGUCGACCUUGCCAGAAGCCAAGCUUGCUGCAGAAGCCGAAAUUGCAUACCAGGUUAUCCUGAUGAGCACAGACUAUGAUUGCUGGCACGAUGUCCACGGCGACGUUUCCGUCGAGAUGGUCAUGGGUCACAUGCGCGCCAACGCCGUCAACGCCCGCCGCUUCAUCGCCGCUGUGCUGGACGAGCUCUCCAAAGAAGAACAUGGCGACCUCGUCCAAGCAACGCAUCUUGCCGGAGCGAGGAAGUUUGGCGUCAGCACAUACCCCGAGGGACGGGGAGAGAAAGCACUCGAGAAGCUGAGGUGGUUGUUCGAGGGCUAUUUCUGA